UUUUCAUUACAAAAAGAUGCAAAAGUACCAAAAGUAGAAUAGAAAGACAUCUUCAAUACUAAGAAUCCUAUUUCAGUUUCUCCCCUACCUUUAUAACAAGUCUAAAAUCUCCCUCUCAAUGAUACUUACUCCACUGGUUUCAAGUUCACAUAAACAGUCUCUCAGUAGUUUUUAUGUUUUCAAGUUAAUUUCCUCAACAAUCCAGUCUUCCAUUCUCUCUCACUCCCAUCUUCUUCUUAUUCUCUUCAUACAUUAAGAUUCAAUCUUUUAGUGUUCAACUUUUCUGUCGUAUGCCAUAAGUUCUUUUUUAUUUUAGUGUUUGUCAUUCUCUUCUUUUCUACCCACAAUUCCUUUGUUCUUUUCACUCUCAAAUUGCAUAUUUUCCUCUGCAAGAAAACGCUUUCUUGUUGUGGUUAAUUUCAACUCUCUAUCUUCCAGCAUACUUUUUUCAUCAGCAGCCUUCACAUGGGUACUUUAAAGGCAAGCUUAAAAGAUGAGAUGACGUCGCCGGUAGUAGAGACAGCGAAUGCAGGAGCAGAGGCAAGUUGUUGCACGCACAGAUCAAUCGAAACACUUGUGGUUGUGCUAGCAGUGAUCACCAUUGUGGGUGUUAUUGCAGGGAUCAUUGCUAAGCUUUGUGGUGGAAGACAUUUUGGUGGUAAUGGAGAGAAUGACAUCGAAGGUUGGGUUGAAAAGAAGUGUAGAAGUUGCCUUGACGGUGGAAUCUCGGCUGAAACACCACCACCACCACCACCUCCACCUCCACCACCAGAGGAGCCCAAGCCAACAGCGGAAGAAACAAAGAAGUGAUCAAAUUGGAGAUACAUGAAUAUUUCUAAUACUGUAUCACAAGUGUAUUCUUUUUAUUUGAAUCAGAAUAUUAAAACUUUUAGUGUUAAAUAGUAGCUACUAGAAGCUUAAUCAAAUUUAAUGUUCUUUCUGAUACUAAUGAAACCAUCUUUCUAGUUCAAAAUGAA
Messenger RNA from Mangifera indica (mango), 977 nucleotides. Its product is annotated as mulatexin. The coding region runs from base 466 to 810 and encodes 114 amino acids. NCBI's taxonomy places the organism in Eukaryota, Viridiplantae, Streptophyta, Magnoliopsida, Sapindales, Anacardiaceae. The record is from RefSeq and is a predicted model, not a curated record. The transcript has a single exon.